Gigantopelta aegis is the source of this 5548-nucleotide messenger RNA. RefSeq names its product ubiquitin-conjugating enzyme E2 E1-like. Gene Ontology annotation, biological process: protein polyubiquitination. NCBI's taxonomy places the organism in Eukaryota, Metazoa, Mollusca, Gastropoda, Neomphalida, Peltospiridae. Gene Ontology annotation, molecular function: ubiquitin conjugating enzyme activity. The coding region runs from base 624 to 1223 and encodes 199 amino acids. The transcript has 5 exons. Gene Ontology annotation, cellular component: nucleus. The record is from RefSeq and is a predicted model, not a curated record.
UGCAGCAAACUCAGGAAUGUCUCUUUAAUUAGUUGCUCUGUUGGUUACAGCAGAAGCUUGUUAAUUUAAAUAAACCUUUCUGAAUUACCAGGUUGCAGUGACGUAACACAAUAUACCACGCACAAAAAAACCCACACCAAUGUAACGGUUCAUUUUCACUGGUCAGUGGGUGAACUAACAAAGCCAUCGCCCCUUUCUCCUUCAAAAUAGAAUCACCCAACUUCUAAUUGACAACAUUUCGUGGAUUCCCUCCCACCGAACACAUUGUGGAUAUUAUUAAAGAUUCUUCUUUGUGAGUAUAAGAGCUAGAAAGACACACUUCCAUUGGUGUUUUCUGAUAAUUUCAUAUAUGUUUAAACAAAAGCUUUAUCGAUUUAGUUCGUAGUUUACGUAUUAUACAAACAGUACAGCACAGAAUAUUGUAUACUUUUCUAUUCCUCGGGAGGAGUACGUAACAGCCCAAUGACAACUUGAUACAGGAGACGCGCGACAAACUAGCUAGAAGGUGCAAGUUCGUUUUGGAUUGUUUUAAUGUUUAUUUGCUUCCAUUGACGGAGUUCUGAUCAUCAGGACUUAUAGUAGUUCUGAACGCAGUGACAGGGUUCUGGUGAUUUCUGGUGACCAUGUCGACAUCUCACGCCCAAGCCGGUCCCUCGGGAUCGUCUUCUCCGGGGGGCCCUUCUGGGUCGACACGCAACCCACCUUCGUCGACCCCCCGUGGACAAAACUCGACGGAAAAAGACAGCAAAACAACACUUAAAUUAUCAAAAGCGCCCAGCACAAGUGCAAGAAGACUUCAGAGAGAAUUGACUGAAAUUACUCUUGACCCGCCCCCAAAUUGUAGUGCUGGACCAAAGGGAGACAACUUGUAUGAAUGGGUAUCAACGAUUCUCGGACCUAAAGGUUCAGUUUACGAAGGAGGAGUGUUCUUCCUCGAUAUACACUUUACUCAAGAUUAUCCUUUCAAACCUCCCAAGGUGAUAUUCCGUACCCGGAUUUACCACUGUAACAUCAACAGCCAGGGUACAAUCUGCCUGGACAUUCUGAAGGACAAUUGGAGCCCUGCCCUGACGAUUUCGAAAGUGCUUCUCUCCGUAUGUUCACUCCUCACAGACUGUAACCCCAACGACCCACUGGUCGGCAGUAUUGCCCAGCAGUACACGACCAACCGCGAAGAACACGAUCGUGUCGCGCGGCAGUGGACCAAGCGAUACGCCACAUAACUCGACGGGGAAGAAGGGGGGGUGGGGGGAUUUUUGUGACAAGUGUUUUUUGGGGUGGGGUUUUUUUUUUUUUUUUUUUUUUUUUUUUUGUGCAUGUUGGUUCUAUGUGGGCCUUUUCGUGGUAAUGUGAUUUCAAUAGGAAUGCCUGGCGGAGAAAAACAAAAUUGCACACACUUUUUAUGUCAAGUUUUGGUGUUUGAAAAAAAAAGGAGGGUAAAAAACGAAAAACAUUGGAUUAACAGAGAAUGGAGAUUUUUCAAUUUCUGGCAGAAAAAAAAAAAUGUCACGCACUUUGUAUUGUCAAGUUUUCGGUGUGUUAGAAAAAGGAGGAAAAAAAAAGAAUUGGAUCAGCAAAGAAUGGAGAUUUUCAGUUUCUGGCAGAUUUGUUUCCGUACACAGUUUUGUUGGGUGUCCGGGGGAAAAGGAGAAAAAAAAAACAUUGGAUCGGCAGAGAUGGAGAUUUUCAGUUUUUCUUCCAGUCUGUAACCCGGUUGUGAUUGUGGAUGUCUAGUAUAUUUAAAUAAUGAUUGUGUAUGUAUGCCUGCAAUUUUUUUUUUUUUAAUAAAUUCCGAGGCAGGUGUGUGCGAUACGCUUUAUAUAAUCCUGCAUUGUGUCAGUGCGCCUUAUUGUCCAAUUUGGAAUUACUGGCUGUGGUAUAGGAGGAGUAGCUCACCGAUGUUGAGACUUGAACUCACAUACUGUGGUAGGAGCUAGUGAAAAUUAUCAUAGUCUAUUGAAAAAUAACGAUUGUACUAUCAAUAAUUAGAGAAGCAUUUUAUGUUUAUUUUCUCUUACUGUGUCUCUGAAGUAAAAUAUUAAAAAUAGAUUUGAGCAAUAGCUUUUUUUGUUUGGCCCGCUGUGGAUAAUGAAGAUCAGUGAUUUAAUAAUGUCAAGGUGAAUCUCAAAAAAUCGGCGUGACCUAUUUAUCGGUUAUGCAGAAAUAAAUCCAGGUAACCCAUUUUCUUUUUGCAUAACCCAUUAUAUUCAAGUAAAUUGUGAUCUAAAACAAAUUUGAUGGCAAACAAAAAAUAGUUCAUGCAAAAUCAGAUUUGCGAGAGCAAUGCGCUAACGAAACGAUCGUUCUCAUAAUUUUCAGAGACUGAAUUCAUACAGUAAUCAAACCAACAGUAACGCCACCUAUAGUCCGACCCAUCCUCCUACAGAUAUGUUCUCUGUUUUAAUUUCACUUUGGUUUGACGUAACAAAGAAAAGUAAAAAUGUUUUGGGAAUAAAAUCGGCGUAGCGAGAGAUCUUUUAUAUUAAUAUAUAUGCACCAUCCCAUAGACACGAUAACACAUAUCACAGCCUUCGAUAUACCAGUCGUGGUGCACUGACUGGAACGUGAAAUAGCCCAGUAGGCCCACCUACAGGAAUCGAUCCUAGACUGACAGCACAACAAGAGAACGUUUUUACCACUGUGCUACAUCAUCAUCUCUUUGCCGCUGCCACGCGCGCCCGCCCCCCCCCCCCCCCCCCCCCCCCCGAUUGUGAAUAGGUUCCUGUUUUAUCGGCAAUAUUUUAAGCCAUCACUAGAUAAACUAUAGAUUUUAUCCCCACCUGAACAACAGAUGACCGUCUGCCCAGAGUUUUGGAAGGGAUUUUUUUAAUUGGGGGUUUGCAGAGGCGGAUCUAAGGGGACCCAGGCCCCCCUAAAUUUUGCAACAAUUUUUUUUUUUUUUUUUUUUUUUUUUACAUUGGAGAAUCCCCUCCCUCAAAUGGAUUUUCUGGAUCCGCCACUGGUUUGGAUAAUGUUUUCCCCUUGUCCUUCAAAUAUACAUGAUUCUCAAUCUGCAGUAUUUCCAAUGUUCUAAAAAUAUAAAAUAAAUUUUCAUUCCUGCACCCAUUUUGAAAACAAUUUGGAUGAAAGUUUAGCAUUUUAUUUAUAACUUAGUGUUGUGUUAGAUAUUUUCCAUGACUCAGUCUUAUAAAAUGUGUUGCAAAUACAAAUUUUAUUCUCGUGUGUUAAGUCUUUAAAUUUAAAUACAUGUAUUAAUAAUAUAGUCAAAUAUGUUUGCGCAGUACCUCUAUAAAGAGGAGUCUGUCUCAAACACCCCUAUACUGAUCUCAAACCUGUAUUUUAACGGCCACCUGUUUUAAGGGGAUUUCUUAAUAUAAUUUAAACGAAUAUAUUAUAUGAAAAUCUCUGUCACUAGCCCAGACCUUGACAACAUUUGAUAUGAUAAUAAACAUCUUAAUGCUAAUGUCUUGCAUUCCUGACUUUAUUAUAAAAAUUUUACUUCCAGGGGAAAUACAGGUGCAUAGUGACCGAAUAGUUUGGCAAAAUUAAUCAAAAAGGAUGUACAGGGUUAAAACGGGAAAAUCUUAAGCUGUGUAUCUGCCUGCCAUCCGCAACCCCCCCCCCCCCCCCCCCCAUAUCUCCAUAUCUGCUUGUAUCUUAAUAAAAUUCUACUUAAAAUAAUAAGUUUGUAUAUUUGUACUUGUUAAACCAAAGAUAUUUGGUCGUAUAUAUAUAAAUUUGAGAGCAAUAUUAUAAAUUGUAAACUGAUGGUGAGUGUGUUCUGUAUUGCGAUUGGUUAAUUGCAUUCUUUUUCCGGGAUCAAAUAAAAAUAACACCUGGAAAGCUAAUGACGUUAAUAGAAAGUGAUGUCAUUAGUAAUUGGAACAACCCAAGUUGAAUUUUUACGGGUCUACAGUUAGAUUGUAGCCAGGGUUUUUUUCUCAAGAAAUGCCAUAUAUACAGAACUUUCUUUCCAUAGGAAAACGAUUCAGUUUACAAUCAACAGAACCAUAUGGAGUUUUUAGAUUUGCAGGUGUUAUUGUCUAUUUGAUGCCUGCAAAUGUUUCAUUUUUAACCUCAGGCUAAUGCCUUCGGUCAAAAAUGAUAUUUGCGAGAUUAAAUGGACAAUAACACCCGCAAAUCUAAGAACUCCAUAUGAUUAUCUCCUAAUUCAACACUUUGCUGCAAUUUUUGUAAGAAAUGAGUGAGGAUCAUUGCUUUCUUUGUGUUAUUUUUAGCUGUCAUGAAUUUUACCAGGAAGUAUAAUUAAAAGAACUAAAAUUAUGAACAGAAAUGAAAUUUAUGUUUCACUUUAGUUUUGCUAGUUAAUUAAUUUUUUGUGUGGACACUUUCUAAAAUUGAUGCACAUACUCUAAUGAAUGCAUAUAAUAGUUUUGGUUCAGUGUAUUUUACCUAUUUAUUUCAUGUAUUUUAAGUGUUUCUACUUGUAUCUGUAAAAUUGAAAGAAUUGUCAACAUAUUGCACUGCAUGUGUCAACACGACUGGUUAUACUCAAUGUUUCAACACAAAAUAGACUGGUUAGAUUACAUCUGUCAACACAAAAUAUAUUUAUUAUACUACAUCUAUCAACACAAAAUAGAUUGGUUAUACUGAAUGUGACGACACAAAAUAGACUGGUUAUACUAAAUGUGUCAACACAAUAGACUGGUUAUACUGAAUGUGACGACACAAAAUAGACUGGUUAUACUAAAUGUGUCAACACAAUAGACUGGUUAUACUGAAUGUGUCAACACAAAAGAGACUGGUUAUAUUGAAUGUAUCGACACAAAAGAGACUGGUUAUACUGAAUGUGUCAACACGAAAUAGACUGGUUUUACUGAAUGUGUCAACAUAAAAUAGACUGGUUUUACUGAAUGUGGCAACAUAAAAUAGACUGGUUAUACUACAUCUAUCAACACAAAAUAGACUGGUUAUUUUACAUUUAUAAAAUGGUAAAUAUAAUUAUAAUUAUUUGGGUGUAAUUUUUUGUGAUUUUUUUGUGAUCGUGUAAUUGACUGUGUAAUCUAAAGCUGUCACAUGAUGUAUGAUUGAUCUGAGAUCAAACCGCGUCGGUGGGUCCAUUAGGCUUUUUUUGUGGCUCGCCCAGUGCCCCACAGCUGAUAAACAAUGACCGUGGUAUGUGCUAUUCUGUCUGUGAGAUGGUGUAUAUAAAAUAUCCUUUGCUGUUAAAUAGAGUGACAGCGGGUUUCCUCUUUUCACCUGCGUAGUGUCGCAUAUCCAAUGAGAUUUAACCAUAAAUAAAAUGUACAGGUAAAUAAAAUAAAAAAAUUUAAAAUUAAUUCAUGGAAUAAUCUUUAUAUUUAAAAAAACAAACAAAUUGUGUUCAUUAUGCAUCUUUGAGAUCAAUAGCUGAUGAUUAACAAAUCAAUGUGCUCUAGUGGUGUCGUUAAACAAAACAAACUUCUUGUAUACGAUGUGUAGGUUAUAUAUUGUCUACAAGAUGGAAAUAUUUUAUUUAACAGCACAUUUUAUUUACGGUUAUAUGGUGUCGAACGUAUGGUUAAGGACCACCCAUACUGAGAGAGGAAACCCGCUGUUGCCACUUCAUGAAUUACUCUUUUCAAUU